Eruca vesicaria subsp. sativa (arugula) is the source of this 1039-nucleotide messenger RNA. NCBI's taxonomy places the organism in Eukaryota, Viridiplantae, Streptophyta, Magnoliopsida, Brassicales, Brassicaceae. The record is from the annotation of a GenBank genome assembly.
UACAGAGAGUUUUCUGAACAUCACAACUACAACACGCAGUCGCAGACGAGACGAGACGAUUUUUCUUCUGUUUUUUUUUUUCUCGAAAUCUGACAAAAGAAGAUCAUACAUAACAUAGCCUUCACUAAUGGUGGCUCUCUGCUCGAGUGAUUCUCUCUGACAAAUCCUCUCUCUCUCUCUCUUUUUAUUGUCAACGCCUCAAAGCCAGACAACAAGAGAGUUCGUUGCGCAGUGAAGCUUUCGUCAUCAAUCUCAUAAAAGACCCCCCUCUCCUUACACGCAACCCUCUCUCCACAAUCCAAAUCUCCCAACUUGCUUCCUUAACGGAGCUUAUUACUUUUCCCCGCAUCUUUGCGCGUGUCCCAUUCUCUUCUCCAUAGUUCCCUACAACUGAAAAGCUCAAAUGGAGGUCAUCAAGUUAUGGAACGACAAGCGUGAGAGAGAAAUGUACGAGAACUUCUCCGAGCUCUACGCUAUCAUCAAAGCCACCGAGAAGCUCGAAAAGGCUUACAUUCGCGACCUCAUCUCCCCAUCCGACUACGAAACCGAGUGUCAAAAACUCAUCGUUCACUUCAAAACCCUCUCAGCAACGCUUAAAGACUUGGUUCCAAACAUCGAGAGGUUCGCCGAAACUUACAAAAUGGACUGCUCCGCUGCUGUGUACCGCCUCGUGACCUCCGGUGGUGUCCCGGCCACCGUGGAGCAUCGUGCCGCUGCGGUGGCGUCUACUUCGAGCUCUGCUUCCGUUGUUGCUGAGUGUGUUCAGAAUUUUAUUACUUGUAUGGAUUCUUUGAAGCUUAAUAUGGUGGCUGUUGACCAGGUGUUUCCCUUGUUGUCUGAUCUCUCGGCUUCGCUGAAUAAGCUGAGUAUUUUGGGGGCGGAUUUUGAAGGGAAGGUUAAGAUGAAAGAGUGGCUUUUGAGGUUGUCUAAGAUGGGAGCUUCUGAUGAGCUCACUGAGCAGCAGGCUAGGCAGCUUCAUUUUGAUCUUGAGUCAUCAUACAACUCGUUUAUGGCUGCUUUGCCUAAUGCUGGUAACUGA